AUGGGAAACUGCAUAUUCAAAACGCUGGGAGUGGUGAAGGACAUGGUCAAAGUGGUGACUCCCGACGGCGGCGUGAUGGAGCUCUACGCCCCGAUCACCGCCGAGUGCGUCACCAAUGAAUUCCCCGGCCAUGCCAUAUUCGGCAGCCCCCGCCGCAGCUCUCCGCCCCUCUUCCAGAGCGAGAGCCUCUGCGCGGGGCAGUACUACUAUCUCCUGCCCUCACAAAAAGGCAAGGAUCACGGAGGCGAUCGCGUGGCGGCACCGUACCGGAUGUCGGUGGACAAUCAGGGGAAGCUGCGGCGGCUGUCCGAGCCAGAAGUGUUUCCCAAGUACAACAGCACCGGGGUGUGGAAAGUGAGGCUGGUCAUCCACACAGAUCAGCUGUCCGAGAUACUGUCGCAGGAGGCGCGUACGGAGGCGCUCAUCGAGAGCGUCAGGACGGCGGCUAAGUGUGCGGCGGCCGGAGUUCCGUCCGCCGCCAAUUCCGAACGCCAGAGUAGGACGAGUGCCAUUGAAAAUUGCUGA
Salvia splendens (bonfire salvia) is the source of this 525-nucleotide messenger RNA. RefSeq lists its product as uncharacterized. The transcript has a single exon. The record is from RefSeq and is a predicted model, not a curated record. The coding region runs from base 1 to 525 and encodes 174 amino acids. Lineage: Eukaryota; Viridiplantae; Streptophyta; Magnoliopsida; Lamiales; Lamiaceae.